Molecule: messenger RNA, 2360 nt
Organism: Pseudogymnoascus verrucosus
Lineage: Eukaryota; Fungi; Ascomycota; Leotiomycetes; Thelebolales; Thelebolaceae
Gene: HSP60
Product: chaperonin
Exons: 5
Coding region: 591-2360 (589 amino acids)
Biological process (GO): protein import into mitochondrial intermembrane space; protein refolding; actin filament depolymerization
Cellular component (GO): actin cytoskeleton; mitochondrial inner membrane; mitochondrial matrix
Molecular function (GO): protein-folding chaperone binding; actin binding; ATP-dependent protein folding chaperone
Source: RefSeq, a predicted model, not a curated record
GUCUUCUGCUCAUCUUCCCUCCAAAGUCGAAUCUUUAAUAUCCUUCAAUUGUAAUAAUAGCGCCCUUGUGUCCCUUUUUCUUCAUCCUCAUCUCAUAAUGCAACGCGCAUUAACACAAAGGGCUCGGGCUUCGGUCCUCUCGGCAUCAGCUGUGUCGAAACUGCGUCCAGCUGCCAGUGUCAACACCCAGCAGCUUCGAUUUGCACACAAGGAGCUCAAGUUUGGUGUCGAUGCCCGCGCAUCCCUUUUGACCGGUGUUGAGACUUUGGCCAAGGCGGUUGCUACCACCCUCGGACCGAAGGGUCGCAAUGUCCUGAUCGAGUCGAGCUACGGAUCUCCAAAGAUUACCAAGGGUAUGAUAUCUAACGGCCAAACAUAUCCCGAGCAGCUGCUAACGACAGGUAGAUGGUGUCACCGUUGCCAGGGCCAUCACCCUCCAGGACAAGUUCGAAAACCUCGGCGCCCGCCUGCUCCAAGACGUCGCGUCGAAGACCAACGAGACUGCUGGUGACGGAACCACAUCUGCCACCGUUCUCGCAAGGGCAAUCUUUUCCGAGACCGUCAAGAACGUUGCUGCUGGAUGCAACCCAAUGGAUCUCCGUAGGGGAACACAAGCCGCCGUCGAGGCCGUCGUCGAGUACCUCCAGGCAAACAAGCGCGAUGUCACCACUAGCGCCGAGAUCGCACAGGUUGCUACUAUCUCCGCCAACGGUGACCAGCACAUUGGUGCCCUCAUCGCCAGCGCAAUGGAGAAGGUUGGCAAGGAGGGUGUCAUCACCGUCAAGGAGGGCAAGACCAUGGAGGACGAGCUGUCCGUUACCGAGGGUAUGCGCUUCGACCGCGGUUUCGUCUCCCCAUACUUCAUCACCGACACCAAGGCCCAGAAGGUCGAGUUCGAGAAGCCAUUGAUCCUGCUCUCCGAGAAGAAGAUCUCGGCCGUCCAGGACAUCAUCCCAGCCCUUGAGGCCUCCACCCAACUCCGCAGGCCCCUUGUCAUCAUCGCUGAGGACAUUGACGGUGAGGCUCUCGCCGUCUGCAUCCUCAACAAGCUCCGUGGCCAACUCCAGGUUGCCGCUGUCAAGGCCCCUGGUUUCGGAGACAACCGCAAGUCCAUCCUCGGCGAUAUCGGUAUCCUCACCAACUCCACCGUCUUCACCGAUGAGCUUGACAUCAAGCUCGAGAAGGCGACGGCUGACAUGCUCGGCUCCACCGGUUCCAUCACCAUCACCAAGGAGGACACCAUCAUCCUCAACGGCGAUGGCAGCAAGGAUUCCAUCAGCCAGCGCUGCGAGCAGAUCCGCGGUGUCAUUAACGACCCAACCACCACGGACUACGAGAAGGAGAAGCUGCAGGAACGCCUCGCCAAGCUCUCUGGCGGUGUUGCCGUCAUCAAGGUCGGUGGUUCGUCUGAGGUCGAGGUCGGCGAGAAGAAGGACCGUUACGUCGACGCUCUGAAUGCCACCCGCGCGGCUGUCGAGCUGGGCAUCCUGCCAGGUGGCGGAACUGCGCUGCUCAAGGCUGCGGCCAACGCGCUCGGCAACGUCAAGCCCGCCAACUUCGACCAGCAGCUUGGUGUCUCGAUCAUUAAGAACGCCAUCACCAAGCCAGCUCGCACCAUUGUCGAGAACGCUGGUCUCGAGGGAUCCGUCAUCGUCGGCAAGCUCAUGGAUGAGUUCAAGGGCGAGUUCAACAAGGGCUUCAACUCCGCGACUGGGGAGUACGUCGAUAUGAUUGAGGCUGGUAUCUUGGAUCCUUUCAAGGUUGUCCGCACUGGUCUGGUUGACGCCUCGGGAGUCGCAUCUCUGCUCGGUACGACUGAGGUCGCCAUCGUCGAGGGCGAGGACAAGUCUGGCGGCCCACCAAUGGGCGGCAUGGGUGGCGGCAUGGGAGGCAUGGGCGGCAUGGGCGGAAUGAUUGUCCAAGUUUCGCAAGAAUGCGUCAGCAAGUUCAACGAACUCAAGCUCGGCAAAACCAUCAAAUACAUCAUCUACAAGCUCUCUGAUGACAACAAGGAGAUCGUGGUCGAGGAUACCUCUGAAGACGCUGACUGGGAUGGCUUCCGCGAGAAGCUUAUCAACGCCAAGUCCAAGACCAAGAGCGGUGCGCUGACCAAGGGCCCACGAUACGCCGUGUACGACUUUGCCUACGACCUGUCGUCUGGCGAGGGUUCGAGAAGCAAGAUUACCUUCAUUGCAUGGUCUCCUGAUGAUGCUGGAAUCCAGCCCAAGAUGGUUUACGCCUCCUCCAAGGACGCCCUCAAGCGCUCCCUCAACGGCAUCGCGGCCGAGUUCCAAGCCAACGAUGAGGACGACAUCGAGUACGCCAGCGUGCUCAACAAAGUCUCCAAGGGUCUCGCGUAA